Messenger RNA from Phytophthora nicotianae INRA-310, 1189 nucleotides. RefSeq lists its product as hypothetical. Bases 66 to 995 code for a protein of 309 amino acids. The transcript has a single exon. NCBI's taxonomy places the organism in Eukaryota, Oomycota, Peronosporomycetes, Peronosporales, Peronosporaceae. The record is from RefSeq and is a predicted model, not a curated record. Gene Ontology annotation, molecular function: metal ion binding.
CAUGGACAAGUGAAGGUAGAGUCUCUGCCGCGCUUAUUACCCUUCUCGCUCUGCACCGAGCAACAAUGGCGGCCGCGUUUCCGCAGAAGGCGAAAGCAGGUCUGUGUGCGCUGAUUUCGUGCUGCUUCCAGCCCGCGUACACACCUGAGGCCACCGAUGAAUCCAGAUACAUGACCCAGGAGAAGCCCAAACGCCGUUCGAUCGCGGACGAAGCGGAUCUGUCCACCGCUAUUCUGCCUAACUACCAAGACCCACCACGAUGGAUUAAGGACGACUUGGUCGAGGCCUGUGUGCUCUGCGGCGUCGAAUUCGACCUGCUCAAGCGCAAGCACCACUGCCGCGGCUGUGGACUCGUCUACUGCGGACGCUGCACGUCCAACUUCGACCGCGUGGUCAAGUUUGGCUUCGUUGAGCCUGUGCGGCUCUGCAACAACUGCGCCAGCACGGCAAAGACAGAAAAUGUCUUUUACGAGAAGCUCUUGCCGCUGCUAGAAGGCGGAGACCUCUUCAGCAAGUAUGGACUGCUGCGGAAGAGACACGUUUUUCUUAAGUUUGUUCGUGCCAAGAACAUUUUCCAGUACCAGAAGUUUGACCCCGAAACGAGAACUUAUGAAGGCGAUAUCAAAGCCAUUCCACUGGAUGAAAUCACGGACGUCCGUGAGGUGGAUGUGGGUCAGGACAACUCUGAUGUGGGGAUAAUCAUUGCUGUGGGUCCGCAAGAGCACAGGUUUGACGCCACAACGGAACUCAAGAGACAACAGUGGAUGGAGGCUAUUGCGGGAGCUCGUCACGUGCGUGGUGCGAUGCUGGCGGCAGAGCGAGAGAAGCGGGCGCAACAGGUUGAGAAGGAGAACGAGGAGAUCCGCAAGAUGUCGGAGAAUCUGCAAAAGAUGGAGGAGCGUCGCGCCACGUUCCAGGAAGAUCGGAUGCGUCGCCGAGCCGAGAAGCGCGAGCAGCUACGUGCCAAGUACCACCUCGCAACCGCAGCAUCGUAAGCGGUCCUGGUAACGUACGCAACUGGCCACUACUCGCUUUUCACUACACUUUAUGCGUCUUUAUAGGAAACGUAACAGUCUCCCCAUCAAACAAAACCUGUAUAUAAUCAACAGUAUUUGUGUGCCGCAUUUCUUGGUGCCAUUAAACUUGCUGCCAAAAAGUAUCCAACAUUCGGUUACAAUUCAGAUUUGUG